AUGGCGAAAGCUUCCCAUACAUUGCAAAAAAGUGCUGUCGUCCAGCACAUCGCCAAAGCCCAUAACCUGAAAGGUCAACUGCCUGAAGAAUCUGCCAACUGCCUGGAAUCGUUAGCAACAACCAUUCGUUUCGUGACGCUGAACUGCCGAACACUAUCGAGUGAAGUCCAACAAGCCGCUCUAUCCAGACUUCUGCGAUAUCUUUGUGUGGCUUUUGCUGCACUGCAGGAAACACGCAUGAGAGACCGGCCCGUCAUCAGCAUCGAAAAUUACACCAUAUACUGCGGCGAUGCUGAUGAGAACAAAGUAGGUGGUUGCGCGAUAGCUGUGAGGAACGAUUACAAGAACCUGGUGGAGGAAUUUGGCUCAAUGUCGUCUAGAUGCGCCUUUUUACGACUGCGGGAUCGCGGAGGACGUAAACUCUGGAUCGUAAGUGCUCACGCACCUACGGAAACCGCUGAGUACAACAGUAAGAACGCCUUUUAUGAUGAACUCAAUGCGUUGAUGUCUAAAAUACCAAGCCAGCAGGUGGUCAUUGUCGGAAUCGACGCAAAUGCGAAGAUGGGACUCGAACAGCAAUCUGAUGUGCUAGGAAAAUGGUACUAUGCAGCGGAGCGCACUUCGGACAACGGUGACCGUCUGGUCGACUUGUGCGAACAGACGAGCCUCAUCAUCGCUUCCACGUUUAAGAGGAAUGAUCGACGCCAUCAGCUCACGUGGCAGGGGUCAACCCUUUUAACGCCUGAAGAGUAG
Necator americanus (New World hookworm) is the source of this 753-nucleotide messenger RNA. RefSeq lists its product as uncharacterized. NCBI's taxonomy places the organism in Eukaryota, Metazoa, Nematoda, Chromadorea, Rhabditida, Ancylostomatidae. The record is from RefSeq and is a predicted model, not a curated record. Gene Ontology annotation, cellular component: nucleus. The coding region runs from base 1 to 753 and encodes 250 amino acids. Gene Ontology annotation, biological process: chromatin remodeling. The transcript has a single exon.